Messenger RNA from Protopolystoma xenopodis, 378 nucleotides. The record is from the annotation of a GenBank genome assembly. Lineage: Eukaryota; Metazoa; Platyhelminthes; Monogenea; Polystomatidea; Polystomatidae.
AUGCACGCCUAUCGUUACAUCCGGUGUUGGGCUUGUGUAUGCGUCAUGGGCAAACAUUUGCACGGGCGGACAACGGGGCCGAUCAAAUUAGCAGCGGCUUCAGAUACAUUUCCCAUCGACUUAAUAGCCGCCAUGCAAGAGUCAGUGGACAAGAUCAAAAGGGGCGCUGCUCACAAAGCGGCACGCCACCACACCAAUUACGUCAUAACUCAUCUUCUCCCGUCGCCCCUCGGUCCUGGCCCGACUGGCCCGGCCAUCCGGAGUGUUGGGUGGGGCUUGUGUGCGUGUGAAACGUGCAUGUGGGCCGAAUGCGCCCUCGCAAAAAGCCAGUCAGACUGUUCACAUUCUCUUUUGUCGCACAACGCCCGGACGCCGUAG